UAGGAAGUGACAUGAAGAAAAUAAAAAUGCAGCUGGCUGGUAACCACUGAAAUGUGAACACGGUGUAGCAUUAACAGAAAAACUGUAGCGAUGACUAUUUGAAACUCUUUCUGUAGAGGGGCUGUGGUGUGACAAUUUAGCACCAAAAAGACCGAAGAAGUUGAAUAUCAUUGAACCUUCCAGAAGACAGUAACAUUUCCAAACCACUCCAAUGUCUUCUGGCUGUCCACCCCAGUCACCUGCUGUGGCAAAGUCUGAAGUAGCAAUAGAGGGAGAAUGCCCAUUGCUGGCUGCCACCUUUGCCUACUGGGAUAACAUCCUGGGUCCACGGGUGCGCCACAUUUGGGCACCAAAGGGUGACCAGUUGAUGUUCCUCAGCGAUGGAGAGGUCACCUUUUUGGCCAAUCACACACUCAAUGGGGAGAUUCUGCGUAGUGCUGAGUGUGGUGCCGUGGAUGUGAAGUUCUUUGUCCUGGCAGAAAAGGGCGUCAUCAUUGUGUCUCUCAUCUUCGAUGGCGAGCUGAAGGGGGACAAGAACACAUGUGCCUUGUCCAUUAUCCUGCCUCAGACAGAGCUGGCCUUCUACCUGCCUUUGCACACCAUCUGUGUGGAGAGGCUAAAACACGUCAUCCGCAAGGGGCGCAUUUGGAUGCAGAAGGGCUACAACAUCAUCUCAGUGUUGAGCUUGGAGAUCGUCCCUAUCAUGGAGCUGCUGGCCUCUAUGAAGACACACAGCGUGCCGGAAGAAAUAGAUAUAAAAGACACCGUGCUAAAUGAUGAUGACAUCGGGGACAGCUGCCACGAGGAUUUCCUCCACAAGGCCAUCAGCUCUCAUCUGCAGACUUGUGGCUGUUCAAUAGUAGUUGGAAGCAACCCAGAGAAAGUAAAUAAGAUCGUGCGGACUCUCUGCCUCUUCCUCACCUCGGCCGAGAGGAAGUGCUCUCGCCUCUGCAAGGCUGACUCUUCCUUCAAAUAUGACACCGGCCUGUUCGUUCAGGGUCUGCUCAAGGACUCCACAGGUAGCUUCGUCCUGCCCUUCCGCCAGGUGCUCUACUCACCGUACCCAACCACUCACAUCGACGUGGACAUCAACACAGUGAAGCAGAUGCCGCCCUGCCACGAGCACACGUACAACCAGCGGCGCUAUAUGAGAUCUGAGCUAAGCACGCUCUGGAAGACAGACAGCGAGGAGGACAUACCCCCAGAUACAGUCAUUCACACUGAUGAAACCUUCACACCUGACCUGAAUAUAUUUCAGGACGUGAUGCAUAAAGACACUUUAGUGAAGUCGUUUAUAGAUGAGGUGUUCAUGCUGAAGCCAGGCCUGUCCCUGCGGAGCACCUAUCUGGCCCAGUUCCUGCUGCUGCUCCACAGGAAGGCCCUCACACUGCUCAAGUACAUCGAGGACGAAACGCAAAAAGGGAAGAAGCCGUUUCGAUCCUUGCGCAAUUUAAAGACGGAUCUGGAUCUGAUGAUGGAAGGAGACCUGAACAUCGUAAUGGCCUUCGCUGAGAAGCUGAGGGCAGGACUGCACUCGUUUGUGUUCGGGAAGCCAUUCUACACCAGCAUGCAGGAGCGAGACAUACUCAUGAGCUUCUGACCCUUAUUCUUCACCUGCACUUUAUUUAUUAGACGGUUAAUGAAAACAAAUGUUUUCGUGAUCCUUUUUUUUUUAUUGGUUUAAUUGUUACAUGAAAGCAUGCAAAUGUAUAUUUGUGAGACAGCCAUUAGCCUGAAUAUUUGUUUCUGCUUUGCUGAAAUGUGUCUUCCUUUUGUGUCUUGGAUCAGUACAAGGCACCAUUUCAAAGACUGAUUGUUACUGCUGUUAUGAGCCAUUACAAUUAAAGUUCUGAUACAUCGCCUUGAUCACCUGUAAGCAUAAUGUGAGUUUAAUGUUUUUAGAAGACAAAUUAUUCGCUGCGGGAAUUAUGAAUUAUUCAUGUAUUCUAUGCCUUCUGUUAAUAGAGGGUCUGUAUUAAUUUAUGGUGUUAAAAUUGGCUGAGGUGCCCACUAGGACAUUUGCAAUUUAAUUUAAAUUAUAUUUAUAAAAACACAAGUUAUUAGUUUCUUCACUGCCUGUGUUGUACAACAGCCUCGGCUGGCCUUUGACCCUUUUGAACUUGUGGAUUGCCUUUUUUAAAAAUUCAAUUAAUGGCUGUGUGUGUUGAAUGUGAGCAGUGCACAUCGGGUGACAUUACAGAAAGGUUGUGAGUAAAUCAUGAGGAUUUCAUUAAAGACAGAAUACAAAAGCACUGUAAAUGAAAUCUUAUCACGGUCCCUGCUGAUAAAACACAUCUCUUUUUCUGGCUGACUGUGUGUCAUCAUUAAAUACCUUUACACAGUUAUGUAUUAAAUGGAUUUGCACUGAUUUUUUUUUCUCCCACAGCAGAGAUUGAGCUAUUUGCAGUUAGGAUUAUUAUGAAAUUUGCAUCUUAAAGUCAGUCUUUUUUGUUUGUUUUGUUUUUUGUUUUUUUGCUUUAAGCCUUGCUUCCAAAAAUGCUAAUUGUUUUGACAUUGUAAUAUGUUGUGUUGCUAAUGUUGUGCCAUACUCCAUUGUUAUUAUAUCUACAUACAGUUUUUAAUCUAGAGCAGUUUUUCCACUUGGAGAUGUUUAGCAGAACAUGUUUAUUACAAAUGCAUCAAUUCUAGACAUGUUUCUUACUUUGCUCCCUUUCCUUUUUACUUUAUGGUCUAAUUUAUUUUAACAGUGAACCUUUGUCUAAUUGUUGAGACAGGGCAAUGGAUAAUAAACAUUGUAUUAACAAACUUCA
This is a messenger RNA of Toxotes jaculatrix (banded archerfish), 2771 nucleotides long. RefSeq names its product C9orf72-SMCR8 complex subunit (gene c9orf72). The coding region runs from base 212 to 1600 and encodes 462 amino acids. Gene Ontology annotation, cellular component: endosome; autophagosome. Gene Ontology annotation, biological process: autophagy; endocytosis. Gene Ontology annotation, molecular function: guanyl-nucleotide exchange factor activity. The transcript is spliced from 10 exons. The record is from RefSeq and is a predicted model, not a curated record. NCBI's taxonomy places the organism in Eukaryota, Metazoa, Chordata, Actinopteri, Toxotidae.